Messenger RNA from Odocoileus virginianus texanus, 8226 nucleotides. The record is from RefSeq and is a predicted model, not a curated record. NCBI's taxonomy places the organism in Eukaryota, Metazoa, Chordata, Mammalia, Artiodactyla, Cervidae.
GGCCAAGGACGUACCACAGAAUGCUCAGCAUGGAUAUCAGAACUGGUGGAAUUUAGGGUGGGGCGACUUCCUAUUUCGCUUCUAGAGCAGUCUUGGCCUCCCCUAGUCGCCGUAGAAGGGGUUGGGCUUGGUGUUCUCCCGCCAAUUUAAACCUGUGGCAAAGACCCUAAAGACCUUAGGAGCGGUUGUGGGCGCCCGGAUGCGGGGGAGUUGUCAUAGGGAAGGCAGUGAUUCCUGAACAGGAAAACAAUCUCAGAAGCAUGUGGAAUGAUAUUGAACUGCUAACAAAUGAUGAUACAGGCAGUGGGUACCUAAGUGUUGGUUCAAGAAAAGAACACGGAACCGCUUUAUAUCAAGUAGAUUUACUAGCAAAGAUCUCCUCUGAAAAGGCCUCAUUAAAUCCAAAAAUACAAGCAUUCAGCUUAAGUGAUGGGUUUAUUAUUGUGGCAGAUCAAUCGGUGAUACUGUUGGACAGUAUUUGUCGAUCUCUUCAGUUACAUCUUAUAUUUGAUACUGAAGUGGACGUCGUUGGCCUGUGUCAAGGAGGAAAGUUUCUUUUGGUUGGGGAGAGAAGUGGCAACUUACAUCUUAUUCAUGUAACAUCAAAGCUAACAUUACUCACCAAUGCUUUUGUUCAGAAAGCUAACGAUGAAAAUCAGUGUACUUACCGGAAUCUUGUUAUUGAGAAAGAUAGUUCAAAUGAGGAUACCUAUUAUAUGCUGCUUCUUACAAACAAUGGACUUUUUUGUAUUACGAACCUUCAGCUUGUAAAAAUUCAACAAGCGAUUGAAAAGGCAGACGUCAAUACAGCUAAGAAGUUACAAGGACAAAUCAAGUCCAGCUUUAUUUCUACUGAGAAUUAUCAUACUCUUGGUUGUCUCAAUCUUGUGGCUGGUGAUUUAGCAAGCGAAAUCCCUGUGAUAAUUGGGGGAACUGGCAGUUGUGCAUUCUCAAAAUGGGAGCCAGAUUCUUCGAGGAAAGGGAUGACAGUUAAGAGUGUUAUUGAUUCAGAGAUUAUCAAAGGUGCAAAGAAGUUCCAGCUUAUAGACAACCUGCUUUUUGUUCUUGAUACCGAGAACGUGUUGAGCUUAUGGGAUGCUUACACCCUAACUCUCAUAUGGAACUGGCCUGUCCUUCAUGUAGAAGAGUUUCUUCUCACCACAGAAGCGGAGUCGCCUUCAUCAGUCACCUGGCAAGGGAUUACAAAUCUCAAAUUAGUGGCUCUGACAACUACUACUAAUAAGAAGAUGAAAAACCUCGUGGUCUAUUCAUUACCUGCAAUGGAAAUACUGUAUUCUUUGGAAGUAUCUAGUAUUUCUUCUCUGGUCCAAACAGGAAUUAGCACGGAUACCAUUUACCUUCUGGAAGGAAUUUGCAAAAAUGAUCCAAGUCUGUCUGAAGACUCAGUCUCCGUUUUAGCACUCAGAUGUCUUACAGAAGCUUUACCAGAGAACAGAUUGAGUCGGUUACUUCACAAACACAGAUUUGCUGAAGCUGAGAGCUUUGCCAUUCAGUUUGGACUAGAUGUUGAGCUUGUUUACAAAGUAAAAUCAAAUGAUAUAUUGGAGAAACUAGCUUUGAGUUCUCUGGACACCAGUGAGCAAACUGAAUGGCAAAAACUUGUAAAUGAAGCUAAGGAAAAUCUACAUAAAAUCCAGGAUGAUGAGUUUGUGAUGAAUUACUGCUUGGAGGCUCAGUGGAUAACCUAUGAAACCACCCAGGAAAUGCUAAAUUAUGCCAAAACCAGGCUUUUGAAGAAAGAAGAUAAAACUGUUCUUGUCUAUUCUGAUGGCUUAAAAGAGGUACUAAGGGCUCAUGCAAAAUUGACUACUUUUUAUGGAGCAUUUGGACCAGAAAAAUUCAGUGGUAGUUCUUGGAUUGAAUUUCUGAAUAAUGAAGAUGACCUUAAGGAUAUUUUUUUACAGCUAAGAGAAGGAAACCUUUUUUGUGCACAGUACCUCUGGCUGAGACAUCGGGCAAACUUUGAAAGCAGAUUUGAUGUGAAAAUGCUUGAGAACUUGCUCAACUCAAUUUCUACACCAGUCUGUCUGCAAAAACUUUGUCCAUGGCUUAAAAAUGAUGUGGUCCCAUUUGUGAGAAAGACCGUACCUAAAGGACAGAAAAUUCUUGCAAAAUGGUUGGAGCAAGCAGCCAGGAACCUUGAAUUAACUGAUAAGGCAAACUGGCCAGAAAAUGGGCUUCAACUGGCAGAGGUAUUUUUUACAGCAGAAAAACCAGAUGAGUUGGGAUUGACAUCCUCUUGGAGUUGGAGUUCCUUGGAUAAUCAGAACAUGGAGGAAGUAUGUCAGUUAAGGACUUUGGUAAAUAACCUUCGAGAAUUAAUCACACUGCAUAGGAAAUACAACUGCAAAUUGGCCCUCUCUGAUUUUGAGAAGGAGGAUACAACCACCAUUGUAUUCCGAAUGUUCGAUAAAGUGCUGGCCCCCGAGCUUAUUCCUUCCAUCUUCCAGAAAUUUAUAAGAGUUUACAUGCAUGAACAUGACUUACAGGAGGAGGAACUUCUCCUUUUGUACAUAGAGGAUUUACUGAAGAGAUGUAGUUCAAAGGUCACCUCACUCUUUGAUACAGCCUGGGAAGCAAAAGCCAUGGCAGUAAUAGGAUGUUUAUCUGACACAGAUCUCAUAUUUGAUGCUGUGCUCAAGAUAAUGUAUGCCGCAGUGGUCCCCUGGAGUGCAGCUGUGGAGCAGCUGGUGAAACAGCACUUAGAGAUGGACCAUCCCAAGGUCAAGCUAUUACAGGAAAGUUACAAACUAAUGGAGAUGAAAAAACUUUUACGAGGCUAUGGAAUAAGGGAGGUGAAUCUCUUAAACAAGGAAAUAAUGAGGGUGGUCAGAUACAUUCUCAAACAAGAUGUCCCAUCUUCUUUAGAAGAUGCUUUGAAGGUAGCUGAAGCAUAUAUGUUGCCUAAAGAUGAAAUCUACAGUCUAAGAAUUAUUGACCUGAUUGAUAGAGAACAGGGUGAAGACUGUGUCCUUCUGUUGAAGUCUUUGCCUCCUGCUGAAGCUAAGAAAACUGCAGAAAGAGUAAUCAUAUGGGCACGACUGGCAUUACAGGAAGAACCAGAUACUUCUAAUGAGGACAAGGCCUGGAGACUGUCUGUAGCGAAGACAUCAGUAGACAUUCUUAAAAUACUUUGCAACAUUCAGAAAGACAAUCUGCAGAAGAAGGAUGAAUGGGAAGAAACCUUGAAACAAUUUAAAACUGUUGCUAGCUUACAGGAGAACUUUGAGGUCUUUCUUUCAUUUGAAGAUUACAGCAAUAGUUCCCUGGUAGCAGAGCUCCGGGAGCAGCACAUUAAAGCUCACCAAGUUGCACAGGCUAAACAGAAACCCCGGAGGCCAGCAGAGCCCCGGGCCGCCGAGGAGCAGAGACCGAGCGCCGAGUCCAAGCUGCACCGACAGGCUCUGACCCUGCAGGUGUCCAGGCGAGAGCUGGAAGCCGAACUGACCUUGAGGGCCUUGAGUGAUGGGGACGUGGAAGCUGCAUUGAGAAGAUGCAGGGACUUGUUUAAAUAUCACUGCAACGCUGACACUGGGCAAUUCUUGUUCCUGAUGUGUCAGAAGCUGUGUCACAUGUUGGCCAGUGGCGUUCCAAUGACAGUACCUGUGGGUCUGAAUCUCCCCUCCGAGAUACACAACCUUGCAUGCCAGGCUGCCACCAUCUGCAGUCCAGAUCUGAUUCUGGAUUCUACUCAGUGAAGAGGGUAUCUGUGUCCCACAGUGUCCUUAUCUAUGUGUUUUCUGUACUCUUUGAUAUAGACUUCUUUCGGAACUCAUAAGGAUCCAUAUGAGGAGUGGUCUUACUGUGACUUCUUCAGUGAAGAUGGAAUAGUUCUCGAGUCACAGAUGGUGCUCCCUGUCAUCUAUGAAUUGAUUUCAUCACUUGUACCUCUGGCUGAAAGCAAGAGAUAUCCCUUGGAUUCUACAAGCUUACCAUACUGCUUCACCAGUGAAGGAGACAGCUUGAUGGUACCUGUUAUCGAUUCCAUCUCUGCCUUGCUUCAGAACCUUCAGGAAUCUAGCCAGUGGGAACUGGCCCUAAAAUUUGUGGUUGGUUCCUUUGGUACCUGCCUUCAGCACUCUAUGUCAAGCUUCAUGAAUGCCAGUUUGAGCGAAAAGAAGUUGUUUGAAGACGCCCCAUUAGUUAAAUCCAGGCAUGUUGUUAUGGAAUUGAAAGAGAAAGCUGUUAUGUUUAUCAGGGGAAAUGCCACCACGCUCUUGUACAAAGUAUUUAAUUGUCGCCUGGUGGAUCUCGACUUGGCAUUGGGGUACUGCACUCUCUUACCACAAAAAGAAGUCUUUGAGAAUCUCUGGAAACUCACAGAUAAAGCAUGGCAGAAUUACGACAAAAUAUUGGCAAUAUCUCUGGUGGGCUCUCAGCUGGCCAGUCUCUGUCAGGAAAUAGAAACGAAGUUUAAGUUCUGUGAACUCAGUACUGAUGCCUGGUGGGGUAUUCGCCUUAGUAAACUUGGUAUUUCUUUCCAGCCAGUUUUCAGGCAACAUUUUCUCACCAAGAAAGACCUCAUCAAAGCUCUCGUGAAGAAUAUAGAUAUGGACACAAGCGUCAUUCUGGAUUAUUGCAGCACGUUUCAGCUGGAUGCUGAUGCGGCCCUUCAGCUGUUCAUUGAAACACUCCUCCACAACACGAAUUCCAGCCAGAGCCAGGGAGACGUGAGCACAGGACCCACAAAGCAGCAGCGUUCCAAACUCCUGGCCAAAGCCCUCGAAAUGGUUCCUUUACUGACGAGCACAAAAGAUUUGGUCAUCAGUCUUAGUGGAAUACUGCAUAAGUUGGAUCCCUAUGACUAUGAGAUGAUUGAAGUCGUCCUGAAAGUCAUAGAAAGAGCUGAUGAGAAGAUAACCAACAUUAAUAUUAAUCAGGCACUAAGUCUUCUGAAACACUUGAAGUCAUACAGAAGAAUUUCUCCCCCAGUGGACCUAGAACAUCAGUAUAUGUUGGAGCACGUCAUAACUUUGCCAUCAGCUGCCCAAACCAGACUGCCUUUUCACCUAAUAUUCUUUGGCACGGCACAGAGCUUCUGGAAAAUUCUCUCUACAGAACUCAGUGAAGAAUCCUUCCCAACCUUGCUCUUAGUUUCUAAAUUAAUGAAGUUCUCUCUGGACACUCUGUAUGUGUCUACAGCCAAACACGUUUUUGAAAAAAAGCUGAAGCCCAAGCUCCUGCAGUUAACACAGGGUAAAUCCUCAACAAUGAUUAACAAGGAGAUAUCCAAGAUCACUCAAACCAUCGAAUCCUACCUGUUGUCCAUAGUUAACCCAGAGUGGGCCGUAGCCAUCGCCAUCAGUCUUGCCCAGGAUGUCCCAGAAGGUUCCUUCAAGAUGUCCAGUUUGAAAUUCUGCCUCUAUUUAGCCGAGAGGUGGCUUCAGAAUAUCCCAUCUCAGGAUGAGACACGUGAAAAAGCUGAAGCUCUGUUGAAGAAGCUUCAUGUUCAGUACCGGCGAUCAGGCACGGAAGCUGUGCUCAUAGCCCACAAGCUGAACACUGCAGAGUAUUUAAGAGUGAUUGGAAAACCAGUACAUCUCAUUGUCAGUCUGUACGAACAUCCCAGCAUCAAUCAAAGAAUUCAGAAUUCAUCUGGGAAAGAUUAUCCUGAUAUUCACACAGCUGCUAAAGAAAUAGCUGAAGUCAAUGAUAUUAAUUUGGAAAAAGUCUGGGACAUGUUGUUGGAAAAAUGGCUGUGCCCGUCCGCCAAACCUGGUGAAACACCAUCAGAAUUGUUUGAACUUCAAGAAGAUGAAACACUACGAAGAGUCCUGUAUCUCCUUCUGUCUCGUCCAAUUGAUUAUAGUUCAAGAAUGCUGUUCAUCUUUGCAACAUCAACCACAACCACGCUCAGGAUGCACCAGCUCACGUUCGCCCACAGAACUCGAGCCCUGCAGUGUCUCCUCUAUUUGGCUGACAAGGAAACUAUAGAAUCUCUCUUCAAAAAAUCCAUCGAAGAAGUGAAAUCUUACUUGAAAUGUAUAACUUUUCUGGCAUCAUUUGAGGCGCUGAAUAUCCCCAUCACGUAUGAAUUAUUUUGCAACAGCCCUAAAGAAGGAAUGAUUAAGGGUCUUUGGAAAAACCACAGCCACGAAUCCAUGGCAGUAAAGUUGGUGACUGAGCUUUGUUUAGAAUACAAAAUCUAUGACCUGCAGCUUUGGAAUGGACUCUUGCAAAAGCUUCUUGGCUUCAAUAUGAUUCCUUAUCUAAGGAAGGUUUUAACAGCCAUUUCUAGCAUCUAUCCUCUGUGGCAGGUUCCCUACUUCAGCAGAGCUUGGCAGUGUGUGGUUCAGAUACCGCUGCUUUCAGCCUCUUGUCCUUUAAGCCCCAGUCAGCUGUCAGAUUGUUGUGAGAGUCUCAUUGCUGUUCUAGAAUGUCCAAUUUCAGAUGAUCUCGACAUGAUCAGAGUGGCCAGACAGUAUAUCCAGUUAGAGCUUCCGGCUUUUGCAUUAGCGUGUCUAAUGCUUAUGCCCCACUCAGAAAAAAGGCACCAGGAAAUAAAGAAUUUUCUGGGCUCGUGUGACCCUCAGAUCAUUUUACAGCAGUUAGAGGAGCAUAUGAAUACUGGCCAGUUGGCAGCGUUUUCACAUCAAAUUAGAAGUCUAGUGCUGAAAAAUAUCAUAGAUAAGAAAGAGUUUGGGAUUUUGGCAAAGACAAAAUACUUCCCAGUGUUGAAAUCACACAUGAUGAAUACCAACAACAUCACUGAACUUGUAAACUAUUUGGCAGAUGAGUUGAGUUUAGAUGACGCUUCAGUCUUUAUAACUGAAUAUUACAAGCAUUGUGGGAAGCCCAUACCACCAGGCACCACUCCCUGUGAAACUCUGAAGAUGUUUAAUGGAUCCUAAUAGAUCAAACUUUUUUCAAGAAGAACAAGAAGUUUGGAAUCUGUUAAUAACUGACACUAUUUAUUACAGUUUUUAAAUUGUGCAAUAUGUGUGCAAUAGCUAUUGUCAAAUAUUCCCCAAGAAGUAAUAACUAAGAUGCUUAAUAACAGCAGAACUGCCUCAUAAACAAAAUGUCCCAAAUUAAUAAAUCUUUUCCUUGCCAGUUACGUGCAUAACUUGUAGAGACUCUUAUCAGUUUUUUGGUACUCUGUAUGAAGAAAAGUAUUUUGCUCUCCCCAUAAGUAAAGCAACUGCUUACAUCCUGUCUCUUCCACUUAUGUAGGUAAGAAUAUCAGUCUCUUUCUCUUUUUUUUUAAGUCUUUAUUGAAUUUGUCACAAUAUUGUUUCUGUUUUAUGUUUUGGUUUCUUGGCCACAAGGCAUGUGGGAUCUUAGCUCCCCGACCAGGGAUCAAACCUGUGUCGCCUGCAUUGGAAGGUGAAGUCUUAACCACUGGACCAUCAGAGAAGUCCCAGAAUAUCAGUCUUUUUAACGUCAUUCGAGUAAAUAUGUCUAUAAUCUUUGCUGCUGCGUGUAUCCGUCAGUGGCCAGCCAGAUGUACAGAAACCACUCUAGAUAGUUGAAGCAGAGAAGGAUUGAGUGUCAGGAACUGAUUACAGAGGUGUCAAGUGGACUGAAGGCAAAAGGGAGAUGAAGAAGGGGCACUGGAGAAGCCGAAGGGAAUGGGCUAUUAGCCUAAUAUCAGAACGUGCCUUUGGGGACUUCCCUGGCAGUCCAGUGUGAAGACUCAACGCUUCCCAUGCAGGGGGCUUGGCUUCCAUCCCUGGUUCAGGAACUAAGAUCCCACAGCAGCACAUAAAGUGGGGGGAAAAAAAAAAAAAAACUGCUGCUUUGGCUCUGAGCCGGGGUGCCGCUGUUCCAGAGACUGAGCCUCCUCCCCCUGGCACUGCUGCCCACGCAGCCCUUGGUCAUCCUCCACUAGUGCUUCACUGCCAAGCCCCCUCCAAUAGGGGGGCAAAAAAAGCAGCAUUUUGCUUUCAGCAACCUUCUAAUUCCCAUGCCUAUGCCAAGAAAUGACAGAGCUAAACAGAAGCCAUCUGGCAAGGAGCCUGAGAGAUGAAGGCUGCAGGCUGUAAGCCCCUGGCAGGACAGGAAGGAAGCUGGCUGGAAGGGCUGCGUGAAGCUAAAAACCUGCAGCAGUACCCAGCACACAGAAAUGUUAAUCACACCUCUUUUGGUUCUACUUGUGAAUAAACUGAAGCUGAUAAUACUAGAAUUCAUUUGCCUUUGUUUGGCUUGUGGAGAAAAAUAUUUCUGUAUAGGAAAGUCAAUGUAAUAUAAUUAAAAACACGGGUU